AUGGCUCUGAGCAAAGGGCUGAGGCUGCUGUGGAAGCCGGAACCCACCCCGAGUGGCUUGCUGGAGGCACGCGGGCGCCAAGACUGCCUGCUGCUGGAAGCCGGCACGAUGGCCACCCUCACUCCUGAAGAAAAGGAAGAAAUUAAAGGGCAAUAUGAGAAGCUCAUGGAUGCUUAUGGAUGCUUAGGAGAACUCCAGUUAAAAUGUGGCAACACUACUCUGCAUUUUCUGGUCCUUGUGACAGGCUGUACAUCAGUGGGAAAAAUCCUUGAUGCUGAAGUUUACAGAAUCACAGCAACAGAAUUCUGUCCUCUCCAGGAAGAAAUUAAGGAAGAGGAUCGUGUUUCUGCUUUGAAGAAAAUUCUGAGUUCUGGAGUGUUCUUUUUCUCUUGGCCAAAUGCAGGAUCAAAUUUUGAUCUCACUGUCCGAGCCCAGAAGCAGGGUGAUCACAACUAUCAAACUGGAAAUUCAUUCUUCUGGAACCAGCUGUUGCAUGUCCCCUUUAAACACUACCAAGUGAAUUGCUCUGACUGGCUGUUAAAAGUGAUCUGUGGUGUGGUUGAUGUUCGUACCCUUUACGCCUCACACAAGAAGGCAAAAGCCUGCCUCAUCUCCCGGAUCAGCUGCGAACGAGCUGGUGCCCGGUUUCACAUCCGAGGAGUCAAUGAUGACGGGCAUGCUUCUAACUUUGUCGAGACGGAGCAGACUAUCUAUUUGGACAAUGAUGUUUCUUCCUUUGUUCAAAUCAGAGGCUCGGUUCCAUUAUUUUGGGAGCAACCUGGAUUGCAGGUUGGCUCCCAUCAUUUGAAACUUACCAGAGGCCUAGAAGCAAAUGCGCCUGCUUUUGACAAGCAUAUGAUGCUUCUGAAGGAACAAUAUGGUAAACAAGUGAUUGUUAAUCUCUUAGGAAGUAAAGGAGGAGAGGAGGUCCUCAACAGGGCUUUCAAGAAGUUGCUGUGGGCAUCAUCCCAUGCAGCAGACACCCCCAUGAUUAAUUUUGAUUACCACCAGUUUGCAAAAGGUGGGAAAUUGGAGAAGCUGGAGAAUUUGCUGUGGCCUCAGCUGAAGCUGCACUGGGAGGAAUUAGGCGUCUUUGCAAAAGGCGAGAACGCAAGUUCCCGUCAACAGAUGGGCACCUUGCGAAUGAACUGCCUGGAUUGUCUGGAUCGAACUAACACCGUUCAGUCCUUUAUAGCGCUUGAGGUGCUGCUCACUCAGUUAGAGAGCCUAGGACUAAACUCCAAGUCUAUAGUUGACCGUUUUCUGGAGUCCUAUAAGGCGAUGUGGCUCCUCAAUGGACACAACUUGAGUAGGAUUUUUACAGGCAGCCGCGCCUUGGAAGGAAAAGCUAAGGUGGGGAAACUCAAGGAUGGUGCCCGUUCAGUGUCACGAACCAUUCAGUCAAAUUUUUUUGAUGGUGUGAAACAGGAAGCCAUCGACUUACUCCUUAUGGGUGACUUCUACAGUGAAGACUAUGCUGAUAAAGAAAGAAUGCUCAUGGACCACACAGCAUUGCUGAUGACUCCUAACACUUUGAAAGCCAUGUCAGAGCGUCAAUUUGAAUUUACAAACUUCAAGAGAAUUCGUGUUGCCAUGGGGACCUGGAAUGUAAAUGGAGGCAAACAGUUUAAGAGCAAUAUCCUUGGUACUAGCGAGUUAACAGACUGGUUACUGGAUUCUCCUAAGCUCUCUGGGGUUUCAGAAUUUCAAGAUGACCAUUGUCCUGCUGACAUAUUUGCUGUGGGAUUUGAAGAGAUGGUGGAAUUAAAUGCUGGGAAUAUUGUGAAUGCUAGCACAACUAAUAGGAAGACGUGGGGAGAACAACUUCAGAAAGCUCUUUCCAGGACACAUCGCUAUAUCCUGUUAACAUCGGCACAGCUUGUUGGUGUUUGCCUCUUCAUCUUUGUACGGCCUUAUCACGCCCCCUUCAUCAGGGAUGUAGCAGUGGACACAGUGAAGACUGGAAUGGGAGGGAAAGCUGGAAAUAAAGGAGCUGUUGCCAUCCGUUUCCAGUUUCAUAGCACCAGCUUAUGCUUUAUAUGCAGUCACUUGACAGCCGGUCAGUCUCAGGUGAAAGAACGGAAUGAAGACUAUAAAGAGAUCACCCAGAAAUUGAGUUUUCCUUUGGGAAGAAGUAUGUUUUCCCAUGACUAUGUGUUCUGGUGUGGUGACUUCAACUAUCGCAUUGACUUGACCUAUGAAGAAGUGUUCUAUUUUCUCAAAAGACAAGACUGGAGGACACUCCUGGAAUUUGAUCAACUGCAGCAGCAGAAAUCCAGUGGAAAAAUUUUUAAGGAUUUUCACGAAGGAACUAUUAAUUUUGGCCCAACAUAUAAAUACGACGUGGGCUCAGAGGCUUAUGAUACAAGUGAUAAAUGUAGAACUCCAGCCUGGACUGACAGAGUUCUUUGGUGGAGGAAGAAACUUCCUAUUGAUAAAACAGCUGGAGAUUUCAAUCUUCUUGACACUGAUUUCAGUGCAGAAACCAAAGCCAGACCCAUUUGGUCUCCUGGUGCCUUGAUGUAUUAUGGAAGAGCUGAGCUCCAAGCAAGUGAUCACAGACCUGUUUUAGCUAUUGUGGAAGUGGAAGUCCAAGAAGUUGAUGUGGCUGCUCGGGAGAGUGUUUUCCAGGAAGUGUCAUCCUUCCAGGGCCCUCUGGAUGCCACAGUAGUUGUGACUUUGCUGGCACCAUCCCCUGAAGAGAAAGAUGAAUUUCCUGAGGACUUGCGUACUGAGCUAAUGCAAAUCUUUGAGACUUAUGGCAUCGUUGUGCUUGUCAGGAUCAAUGGAGGUCAGAUGCUGGUUACAUUUGCAGAGAGCAGAUCAGCUCUUCAUGUUCUUGAUGUAGAUGGUAUCAAGAUUAAAGGCAAGACUGUGAAGAUUUGGCCUAAAACCAAAGACUGGCUGAAGGGCCUCCAGGAGGAAAUUGCUAGGAAACGAGACAGUAUUGCCCCGAUGUCACCCACAGCAAACUCCUGCCUACUGGAGGAAAAUUUUGAUUUCUCAUGUUUAGAUUAUGAAUCAGAAGGUGAUAUCCUAGAUGAUGAAGAUGACUAUUUGGAUGACAUGUUGCCUCAGUUACCUCUUGCAACAGAAAUGCCAUUAGCAAUGGAAGAUUUGCUAGAUGGUCCUGAAUAUUUGAUAAGGGCACCCAUGGUACAUGCAAACAAAUCUCACCUUGCUGGAAGAAAGCUGCAUCUACAUAAAGAUGACACUGACCUGGCUGAAUUAAAACAAGAGCUUGAAGGAAGUGGGGAGUUCUGCCACCGUUCCCCAAGCAGGUCUCUUUCUGUCCCUGGUAAACCUCGGCAGCCUCACCCACCCCAGCGACCUCCUCCUCCAGCUGGAGUAUCGGUAAAAAAAUCCACGUCGGAUGGCUCCAUCUGUUCCACAGGCCACUCUCUGUCCUCCAUUCUGCAGACUGCAAAACUUCUUCCAGGGGCACCACAGCAAGCACCAAAAUCACGGACUGGGAUUAGUAAACCGUAUAAUGUCAAGCAGAUCAAAACCACCACCCCUGAGGAAGCAGAGGAAGCCAUACGGUGCUUGAUGCAAGCAAAAGGAGUAACACCAGAGGAAGCCUUGGCACCCAUUCCAGUAAGAUCUCAAACUGUCAUGAAGCCUGAGACAUUCCCCAGUGUUCCCAAACCAGCCCCUCUUCACAACCUGCAGCCAGCCCCAGUGCUCAUACCUCAGCGUCCUCCACCAAAAGUUCCAGCUACUAAGAAACCGGUACCCUUGCAAAGGAUGGAAGGGAAGCCGGGAAGUCUCUCGUCUCCAGAAGAGCAAUUUGAACCAUCUACGGGUCAUUUCUCCUUUGCGCUGCCAGAAUCUUACCUUGAAGCCAGAACCACUACUAGUCCUACGAGGGCUGCCCCUGUUCCUAAGCCACGAACAAUGAUCCCUGGCAAAAUCCUCGAGAGGAGGAAGAGCAGCGAAAGGCAACCAGCCGCACUAUGCCUUUUAGAGGAAGGUUCUCCUUUUCCUUCUCAGAAUUCUGCCUAUGCUCCAAGAGUUCCACCCAGGAGAAAGAAGUCUGCUCCCGCUGAUUUCCAUCUACAAGUACUCCAGAGCAGUGACAGACUAUUUCUUAAGGGUUUAACAUUCAAUUCCAACAAUAAUAACAAUCCAUCAGAAUAUUGUUCUAUAACACAGGGUUCUGAUGCCCUCCUGCUUUCUCCUAGUGAAUCCCCUUUUCUGGCAACUAGAGUCAUGGCCAGCCCAGUAGACAACAGCUCUAAGCUCUUAAGGCCAACUGCUUCAGAGUUAAUUGUUGGCCAACAGGUUUCUCCUACCUUGUACAUCCGGCAGCUUUCAGACAAUGAAUGUGUUAUGGGAAACACCAAUCUGUUAGACCUGGGUGUAGAUUUUGCUGCUUAUCAGCCUGUGACCCAGCCACAUCCAGUGACUCAGGAACAGCCAGUCAACCCAAUGAACAAUCCAAAAGAUUUGAAAUUCUCCAGUCCAAGAGAUUUCAGUCAUUGGGUUACAUUUGGGGAAGAUGGCAACAGUGGACGUGAAUCUCCUAGUCCUAAUGAACUGCUUGCAUUCAAGCAAAAUCAAAAUGCCCGUGUAGACAUGGGCUCCAAUUUAAAAUUAUGAGAUUAUUUUCUUGCCUUUUCCUAUAAAAAGCAUAAUAAUGGUGUUUGCUUUGUUCUCAACACUCUAGUACAGGAAGGACGAAGUUCAGCAAGUUACUUAUGGUACUUCACGCUCCUUUUUUCCUGUUGAAUUCUGAUUCAACUUGUAUGGUAAAUACAGUGGCAACUAUUUCUUUUCUAUAUGUACACUAGAACUAUUCCUGUUGCAGUUAUUCCUUGUUUGCACUUUGCUAAUUUUCUGUACCAGGGCUGGUUCCUCCAUAUUUCUUUUCAGUGAAAAUGUUAACACAGAGAGAAUUCUGUAUUAUGCAUAUGUCUCUAUGGGCAGACCAAGGAAGUUGGUCUGAAACUACGACGGAUGUCCUACUGAACUAAUUGGAAUUUAUUUCUGGGUGAACGUGUUUAGGAUCACACUGCACAGCCUAGUAUUGUCUGCCUCUUCUCUUUUAUGUUGUUAAACAUCUGCACAUUGUGGGAAGGAGUUUAAAACAAAUGGGCUUAAUCAAGCAAGCACUCUGUAUUUCACUGAGAAAAUUAGGUUGGCUCCUUCACACGUACUUUUCCCCUGGCAGGUUUCUUUCUCUGCCUUUCUACAGGUUUUAUUAUACAGUCACUAGAUGGCACUGUGGUGUGGUAGAAUUGAACAAUUACAUGAGAUUCUCGUUCUGCCAUUUCUAAAUAAUACCUGAUUUUCCUCAUUAGGAAAAAAACCCGCAAUAAUGGUUGCAAAGCACAGGAGCAUGACAACAUCAUUUAUAGGACCCACAAACUACCAUGAGUAAGUAAGCAAUCACAAACACACAAUAAAAGCUUCAUAGAGAAAAGUUUCCUGUUGCUGUUUUCUACUGCAGUCAUUGUCCCAAGUCUUGUCUGGGUUUUUAUGAUCAAAACUAUAUUGCCUUAGGGCAAAGAGGAAGAGAACCAAAUAAACAACAUAUAUUGAAAAUGUCACAGGGACACAUAAGAAAGGCCUCUGUUCCAAAGACUCUCAAGCUUUCACCCUUUGGGGCUACACUCACUAGAGUGAAAGCAGCCCCAAGCUAACACAGCACAUGAAUAACAGUGAAUGCAUAAAAGGCAAAGCAUUUUAUUCAAAAUACUUAACUAAAAAGGAAACAUGCAAGGAUUUACCUGUGGGAUUUAUACAAUAAUUUAUGCAAUCUGGUACAUGUGCAAGAUUGGUAAUUUAUUAGUAGGAAAACUUUUGAUGAAGUGCAAAGGUAAUGAUUUAAUUUUAAUUGGUCUUAAAUAGUAAUGGUGGGAGGGGGAAUAUGUAUUUUGGAGUAUCUUUUUUGUA
This is a messenger RNA of Elgaria multicarinata webbii, 5898 nucleotides long. RefSeq names its product synaptojanin 2 (gene SYNJ2). Gene Ontology annotation, biological process: phosphatidylinositol dephosphorylation; synaptic vesicle endocytosis. Gene Ontology annotation, molecular function: phosphatidylinositol-4,5-bisphosphate 5-phosphatase activity; RNA binding; SH3 domain binding. The record is from RefSeq and is a predicted model, not a curated record. Gene Ontology annotation, cellular component: perinuclear region of cytoplasm; presynapse. The coding region runs from base 1 to 4602 and encodes 1533 amino acids. NCBI's taxonomy places the organism in Eukaryota, Metazoa, Chordata, Lepidosauria, Squamata, Anguidae. The transcript has 27 exons.